Psylliodes chrysocephalus is the source of this 2069-nucleotide messenger RNA. The record is from the annotation of a GenBank genome assembly. NCBI's taxonomy places the organism in Eukaryota, Metazoa, Arthropoda, Insecta, Coleoptera, Chrysomelidae.
GGAUAGCUAAAGAGCCACCAAAAAUAGCUAAAAAAAAAUGAAGUAGAUGCCUUUUACAUUUAGAAUAAUUUGCUAGCUUUUGAAUGUAAUGUAAGGUUAGAAUUAUUGUUUGCAGUGUGUUUGAAAAUUAAAAACAUUAAAAAACUACUAAUUCAUAAAUAAUGUCAUAGGAGAAAAAUUUGAAAAAUGGAUACUUAUGAUAUAUUUAAAAAAUUAAGUCGAGGAGCAAAAUUUCCUAAGAAAACUAACACAGUUCAAGUUCAAGCAAAACAGGAGAAUCCAUUUGAGGUUAAAAUUGAAACAAAACCAGUAAAGUUUGCAAAUUCACAAACUCAACAGGAUAACUCAAUUACUUUAUUAAAUGGAUUAAGUACAGAAAAGAGAGGAAAAAAACGUAAAAUAGUAGAUGUUGAGCAAAAGAAGAAAAAUUUAGAACAGGAACAAAUAAAUCACUACAGAAACGUUAAUAACAUUACUGUUGUUGGUCGUCAUGUGCCAGAACCUUGUAAAUCUUUCAAUGAUUUUAAUGUGGAUGAAGAUAUUAUUGAGAACCUGAAAACAUGUGGCUUUGAAGAACCUACACCAAUUCAAAAACAAGCUGUACCUCUAAUGUUAGAGGGGAGACAGAUUUUGGCAUGUGCUCCGACAGGUUCUGGAAAGACAGCUGCAUUUUUGGUUCCAAUAAUAGAUGCAUUAAAAGGUCCACAACGACAGGGUUUUAGAGCAUUAAUCCUAUGUCCAACGAGAGAAUUGGCCAAACAAACACAAAGGGAAUGUGGGAGACUGUCAGAAGGCAGAGGAUUCAGAGUACAUAUCAUCAGCAAAAUUAAAAAGGCUUUGACGCAAUAUAAUCCAAAUGGUUCACAGAAAUAUGAUAUACUAGUAACUACGCCAAAUCGUCUGUGUUAUUUGCUUAAACAAGAUCCUCCAGGUAUAUCUUUAAGGAAUGUAGAGUGGCUGAUUAUAGACGAAGCAGAUAAGUUAUUUGAAUCGGGAGUAAGAGGUUUUAGAGAGCAAUUAAAUGAUAUUUUAAAAGCAUGUGAUAAUCAGAAAAGAAAAAUCGCUAUGUUUAGUGCUACUUAUACUCCAGUUGUUGCAAAAUGGUGUGUACACAACAUGAAGGGGCUGGUAAGGAUCACUAUAGGUCAUAGGAAUGCAGCUACAGAUUCGGUAGAACAAGAACUUUUAUUUGUUGGCAAUGAGCAGGGAAAAUUACUAGCUUUUAGAGAUUUGGUCAGAAAAGGUUUAAGUCCUCCAGUCUUAAUAUUUGUUCAGAGUAAAGAAAGGGCACAACAAUUAUUUAAUGAACUAAUAUAUGAUGGAAUUAAUGUUGAUGCGAUACAUUCAGAUAGAACUCAGCUACAGAGAGAUAACACAGUUCGAAGUUUCCGCGAAGGUCGCAUUUGGGUGUUGAUUUGUACAGAGUUAAUGGCACGAGGUGUCGAUUUUAAAGGUGUCAACUUGGUAAUAAAUUACGAUUUUCCACCUUCUGCAAUUUCAUAUGUGCACAGAAUAGGCCGAGCAGGACGAGCUGGAAGAAAAGGAAAAGCUAUUACAUUUUUUACUUCUGAUGAUACAACUAAUUUGCGAAGUAUUGCACAUAUCCUUAAAGAAUCCGGUUGUGAAGUUCCACCAUAUAUGUUGGCAAUAAAAAAAUUACCAAAAUCGAAAAGGAAAAAGGUUCAAGCUGGUGCUCCUAAAAGAGAGGAAAUUAUUACAAAACCCCUAUAUGACAGGUUAAAAGGAGGCAAGAGGGAAAAGUUUAGAGAAAUAAAUAAUAGACUCAAAGAAAAAAGGAAACAUCUAAAUAAAAAUAAACCAAAAAAGAAAAUAUCUAGUUCUACUAAAGAGGAUUUAAGUGAAAGUGAAUAAAUUUAAAUGAUUAAAAUAUAUUUGACGAUAUUUAGUAGUUUUAUUUAUGUUUUUACUACUAAAACUGCCACUUUAUUGUUCACCAGUGAAAAAAGUCACCUACUUAUUUACCUUAAUCAGUUCUGACGUAAGACGAUAUACCUAACUACAUUAAGAGCAAAUUGUCUGUUGAUGAGAAUAUGUUGUUAUGAAAUUUG